AAACCGGAAGCUACAAACGCACUUCCUGUUUGGUUGCGCGUUUAAUGAAAAUGUAAAGAUAUAGCGCUGUUUUGUUGUCAUCUGGUUGCUAUAGAAACCGAUACAGCGUUUGUGUUUAUGGCAGAGGCGCCUCGGCUCGCGGUGGGGUGGUCGGACAGGUAAAUGAUGAAACACGUGUUUCCUGCAGCAGGUCGUGUCCUCUUCUCUCCCGCCCUGCGCCGCUUCUGUAGCGGAGAGGUUACUGAAGAUGUGUCCGAGUUUUCUGCCUCUCCGGAGCUCACAAAACAGGCGUCUCUUUAUGUGCACUGGCCUUACUGUCUCAAAAGGUGCACCUACUGCAAUUUUAACAAGUACAUCCCCAAAGAGAACAACGACCACAUCAUGACCAAGUGUCUCCAGAAGGAAACUGAGACUCUGCUGCAGCUCAGUCAGGUUUCCUGCAUCACGUCAGUGUUUUUUGGUGGAGGGACGCCAAGCUUGGCUCAGCCCUCGACUAUCAGCGCAGUCCUUGAGGCCGUUUCCAAGCAGGUGAGGCUCACAGGUGGGGCAGAGGUCACGCUGGAGGUCAACCCCACCCCUGAGGGAAUGAGGAAGUUAGAGGACUUCCAUCAUGCUGGGGUGAACCGUUUCUCCAUCGGGGUCCAGUCUUUGCAGGACGAGGACUUGAAAAGUCUGGGGAGGGACCACAGCUCUCAGGAGGCUUUACAAACUAUCGAGGAGGCCAGGAGGUUGUGCCCUGGCCGGGUGUCGGUGGACGUUAUGUUCGGACGACCCCAACAGACAGCUGAAUCCUGGGAAGAUGAGUUGUCCGAGCUGCUGAAGGUGUGCGACGAUCACGUGUCUCUGUAUCAGCUGACCCUUGAGCGAGGCACUCGGCUCUUCAAGCAGGUUCAGGUCGGACACGUAAGCACACCUGCUGAGGAGGCGAUGGCAGAGAUGUAUCAACAUGCCAGGAGGACUCUCCAUCAGCACGGCUUCCUGCAGUAUGAAGUGUCCAACUUUGCCAAACAUAAUUCAGAGAGUCGCCACAACUUGAGCUACUGGAAGGGAAGACAGUACAUCGGUGUCGGUCCAGGAGCGCAUGGGCGGUUUGCUCCGCUGGGGGAGGGAGGCGUUGCUCGCGAGGCCCGGACGCAGACUCUGGAGCCCGACGUGUGGAUCCGUGAAGUCCUGCAGAGAGGACAUGGGACCCGGAGGAGGAUACGACUGAGCCACCUCCAGCUGCUGGAGGAGGUGUUGGUGAUGGGAAUGAGAAUGACUGAGGGCAUUAAUCACAAGCACUGGACGUUGUUUAGCCCUGAAUCGGGACUUCAUAAAACUUUUGGCGCAUCCGUCGGCUUCAAAGAGCUGCAGCAGAGCGGUCAUCUGAUUCUUGAUGACAGGGGUCUUCGAUGCUCCUGGGCUGGUUUGGCCUUACUGGACACCAUACUUCCAGUUUUACUGGUGGAGCUGGAAAGGCAGUUUUUUUUAAACACCCUGUCUGUUUCCUGACAACCACAGAUCGACUUUUUAUGACUGUUGUGUUAAUACAAUUUUAUAGAAAUCAUUUUUUUCCUGACUUGUCUUGAG
Messenger RNA from Nematolebias whitei (Rio pearlfish), 1569 nucleotides. It is a transcript of the gene rsad1, whose product is annotated as radical S-adenosyl methionine domain containing 1. NCBI's taxonomy places the organism in Eukaryota, Metazoa, Chordata, Actinopteri, Cyprinodontiformes, Rivulidae. Gene Ontology annotation, cellular component: cytoplasm. The record is from RefSeq and is a predicted model, not a curated record. The transcript is spliced from 9 exons. Gene Ontology annotation, molecular function: 4 iron, 4 sulfur cluster binding; coproporphyrinogen oxidase activity. Gene Ontology annotation, biological process: porphyrin-containing compound biosynthetic process. The coding region runs from base 163 to 1491 and encodes 442 amino acids.